AUGGACGUGGAGGAGGUCGAGGAGCAGCAGGACGCGGGUCCCAAGUUCGACGCGGACCUGCUGCGCAUGUACUACGCGCGGCUCUUCCCCUACGAGCAGAUGUGCAAGUGGCUCGCGUACCAGCCCCACGGCGACGCGUCGACGCCCGUGGGCACGGGGUCGACGCUGGCGAAGCGCGAGCUGUCGCUGACGCUCGCGGACGACGUCUACAUCCGCUACCAGUGCUUCGGCGACGCCAAGGCGAUGAAGGAGCUGAUGACGAAGCGCCAGCCGCACAAGAUCGACAUCGGCGCCGUCUUCAACGCGUCGCCCAAGGACCACCUGAGCAUCAAGAACUUCCGGCCCGAGGAGCGCGAGCUCGUCUUCGACAUCGACCUCAGCGACUACGACGACGUGCGGACGUGCUGCCAGGGCGCGACGGUCUGCCGCAAGUGCUGGCAGUACAUGACGUGCGCCUGCCGCGUCUGCGAGUCGUCGCUGCGCGAGGACUUUGGCUUCGAGCACAUCAUGUGGGUCUACAGCGGCCGGCGCGGCGUCCACUGCUGGGUCGGCGACGCGGAGUCGCGCAAGCUCACGAACGAGGCGCGGCUGGCCAUCAUCAAGUACUUCUCCGUCGUCGGCGGCAACGAGAACUCGGCGAAGAAGACGGACCUCCAGGCGCCGCUCCACCCGUCGCUCGAGCGCGCGUACAAGCUCCUCGAGCCGCUCUUCAUCAAGCACGUCAUCCCCGAGGACGGCCAGAAGCUCCUCGCGAGCCCCGAGCACUGGUCCAAGCUCCUCGCGACGCUCCCCGAGGACAUCGCGGACCAGAUCGCCAAGCACUGGGCGCGCGCCGGCGACGCCAGCACGCCCGCGCAGAAGUGGGACGCGCUCAAGGGCCUCUGCGCGUCGCCGGACCGCGGGUCCUCCGCGAAGAAGCAGAAGCGCGCGCAGGUCGACGAGCUCUGGAAGUACGAGGUCGUCUUCACGCACUGCUACCCGCGCCUCGACGAGAACGUGUCCAAGCACCGCAACCACCUCCUCAAGUCGCCCUUCGCCGCGCACCCGAAGACGGGCCGCGUCUGCGUGCCCUUCGACGCGAAGCAGUGCGCGGCCUUCGACCCGACGGCCGUCGUCACGCUCAAGGACCUCGCGAAGCAGAUCGACGCGUCGACCGAGGACGUGCCCGACCUCGAGAAGACGGACCUCAAGCACGCCGUCCGCUUCUUCGAGAAGAGCUUCAUCGACCCGCUCCUCAAGUCCCUCCACAAGGGCCAGCGCGACGAGAAGGAGCAGCAGGCCGCCAUGGUCGGCGACUUCUAG
Molecule: messenger RNA, 1302 nt
Organism: Aureococcus anophagefferens
Lineage: Eukaryota; Pelagophyceae; Pelagomonadales; Pelagomonadaceae
Exons: 1
Coding region: 1-1302 (433 amino acids)
Biological process (GO): DNA replication, synthesis of primer
Cellular component (GO): alpha DNA polymerase:primase complex
Source: RefSeq, a predicted model, not a curated record